AUGGCGGGCCGAAGGAGCGAUCUUUAUGUCUUUGGAGAAGACUUUGAUGCUAUCAUGGAUAUCCUGGAAGAAGAAGAAGACUUAGAUGGACAGUUUGAAAGCUUAGUUAGCGAUGUUCAAUCGACGGAAAUUAUAUGCAGUGACUGUGGUAAAAAAUACAAGUCCAGUGGAGGAUACCGAAGACACAGAAAUGCCAAACACAGUGAUCAGCCCCAACCAGUGUCUCUGACACCGAGCAUUCUUGCUGAAAUUGUGAAUGAUGCCUUGCAAAAGGUUAAAGAAAACAAAGUAUUCAGUGUUGACUUGCGGAAGGAAUUUAAGCACUAUGAAUAUAAACAGCCCAAUGAAACUGAGGGAUUUUGUGUGUUUAAAACACUGUAUGAUGGAUACUUGAAAAAUGGAGACACUGAAAAGUUUUAUGGAAAAUAUCAUUCUCAGGUUCCAUUGAAAUCUACAACCUUUUUCAGAGGGUUAUCCAGAAAUGCAGCUACAUUGUAG
This is a messenger RNA of Pocillopora verrucosa, 498 nucleotides long. RefSeq lists its product as uncharacterized. The record is from RefSeq and is a predicted model, not a curated record. NCBI's taxonomy places the organism in Eukaryota, Metazoa, Cnidaria, Anthozoa, Scleractinia, Pocilloporidae.